Messenger RNA from Phoenix dactylifera (date palm), 2030 nucleotides. The record is from RefSeq and is a predicted model, not a curated record. NCBI's taxonomy places the organism in Eukaryota, Viridiplantae, Streptophyta, Magnoliopsida, Arecales, Arecaceae.
GAUAAAUGAAGCGUUAUCCUCACGCCUUCGUGUUGCAUCAUCCCAUGCGUCCGACCGCCUGGCCUUUACCAAUUUCCCACAUUCCCUGCGGUGCGGACACAUCACGGAGAGGCGACGGAGACGAUUACAAGGAUAGACACAGAGAGAUGAGGAGAUGAAGUGUUGUCGCCGCUCCUCCUCUUCCUUCUCCAAACCCUGCACCGCCACCACCUUCUUCGUCUCCUACUCCUCCUUCCUCCUCGCCCUCUCCUCCCUCCUCCGCCCCUCCGCCGCCCUCGUCAACCUCCGUGCCAAGUCCUUCUCCUUUACCUUCCUCGACGCCCCAGCCCGCUUCGCUGUUCCUGUUCGUGGCUCUGGGGUCUGUGGAGCUCUGCACACUGCCGAUCCUAUCGAUGCUUGCUCUACCCUCCCGAGCAAUCGGACCGCUGUAGGCCGAGGCGGGGGUUCGGCGCAUUCCGAUUUUAUUCUUAUCGUGAGAGGUGUUUGCAGCUUCGAGAAUAAGGUCAGGAUCGCUCAGGAUGCUGGAUACCAGGCUGCAAUCAUCUACGACGACCAGGAGAAGGGCAGCUUGUACUCGAUGAUCGGGGACUCCACGGGCAUUUAUAUACAUGCAGUAUUUGUUUCAAAGAUGGCAGGUGAGACACUAAAGAAAUUUGCUCGAGGUGAAGAAGGAGAAUGUUGUAUAGGUUCUUCUAUGGAUGAGACUGCUGGAACAGUGUUGGUGAUUUCUUUUGUCUCACUUGUUGUCAUAGUAUCAGUUCUUGCAGCAUUUCUCUUUGCUCGAAAUUGUCGGCUUCUAAGGCAUGGAGCCCAUAAGCGGCCUCCUAGUAUGAACAGACAGGCAGUGGAACUACUUCCUUCUUUCACAUUCAAAAGUUCCUAUGUCAAUAGCAAGCGCAUGGCAGAAACUUGUGCCAUUUGUCUUGAGGAUUACAGAGAUGGAGAGAGACUGAGGGUUCUUCCCUGUCUUCAUGGGGCUUGUGUGCACUUGAAAACCAGAUGCUUCUUUGGACAAGAAUCUUGGCAUUUAUAACCGCAACAUGACCACUUUAGAAUGUUUGAUUCUUGGGCUGUCACCAGAGCUUAUACUUUUAGAUUCUACUGUCACUUGAAGUCAAAUGUGAUGUUCCCUGCAUGGUGAAUUGUAAAAUAGCGUGUGUUCUUCAAACCUUGGAACGGUUAAUAUCUUUUAAUUCCUGAGUAUUAACUAAGUUAAAACCUGUGUUCCUGAUGAUAAGGACCUGGCAAAAUUACUUUCUGCAUUUGAAUUUGGUUACAUGAAGCCAGACGCAGGUGACUACUUUAAGCUUAUUAAUCAUGGAGGAUGCGAUUUGCAUCUUUUUCCCCACUUGUCAACAUUAACUCAUAAAUUCCUUCACAGAUUUCCAUGCAGUUUGUGUGGACUCAUGGCUGACGAAAUGGGGAACGUUCUGCCCAAUUUGCAAGCAUGAAAUGAGCUCGGGAGAAUAGGCUACCUGAUUUUAAGCAAAUCAACUUGCAUUGGGCUGAGUGAUGGAAUAAGUUUGGCAACUAUUUACGAGUUAUCCAUCUUCUACUCGUGUUGCAUCUGUAAGUGGAAUAAGAUUGGCAGCUUACGCUUCCGCUUCGAAUGUCAAGGAAUUUCGUGCCUUCUGUAAGAUCCGAGGGGUGUGCAUAUGAAUCUAGAGCAUGCACUUCUCUAUGGACAAUGCAAUGCAGGCAAAAGCUGGGAGCAAUCAACUGUCCUUUCCAACCAUCUGUUUCAUGCUUCUUGUCAUGUUUGCCUCGUCAUGCUCUCAUUUAUUAAUCCUUCUACCCAUUUGUGCAUCUUCUGUAUUCUCGUGUACCCUUCUGAGAGUACUCGGUGUUUAGCUGUGUUCUGACGCGGAUGUGUCUCACUCGCGUGUUUGGUUUUUGAUGAGCAUGAGAGGGUGUUGAGCUGAUACGGAGCUGCUCGGGAACUGGCACUGAAUUGAUCUCUUCUUUUAGCAUGUAACCUAUUUUUAUGAUGUCAGCAUACAGUGACUGUAUAAAAUGACUGUUUGUUGUAA